AUGGCCGCGUCCAAUUCUCGAAAGCGAGCAAGGGUCGUGAAGGAAAAACUCGAUUACUAUGCCAUCUCUUGCCACAUCCAUCGGGAGCGACAGCGUCUCGAAUUCCCAAUUCUUUCACCGUUUCGCGUCAUUUACAACACCACGGAUGAUUGGAGCAGGUUCGACAACGAGUUCAAUAACCCAACCUUGUGGGCCGUCAACUACGGAACCUGCUUGUGUGCAUUCACCAUGACCUAG
This is a messenger RNA of Parastagonospora nodorum SN15, 237 nucleotides long. RefSeq lists its product as hypothetical. The transcript is spliced from 2 exons. Lineage: Eukaryota; Fungi; Ascomycota; Dothideomycetes; Pleosporales; Phaeosphaeriaceae. The record is from RefSeq and is a predicted model, not a curated record. Bases 1 to 237 code for a protein of 78 amino acids.